GCGUUGCGAGGGCGCAGCGUCAACGCAACGCAGAUGUGGCAUACAAUACGUUGUUCCGUUGCGACAACGCGAUGCAACGCAACGCAACGGAUUAAUGGGGCUUCGCCCUUAUGGGACAAAACUUUGGAAAUAUAUAAAGACAAGCGUAAAAGUUUAAAAGCUUGGUUUGAGAUCUGCCAUAUAAAGAAUGAGAACUUUGCAGACCUACCCGAUACGGAGAAAAAUAAAUACGGUAAACUAAUAUCUCAGAAAUUGAAGAAUAUAAGGGAUGCGUGGAUGAAAUGCGACAAAAAGAUACGUGAAUCGAAAUCUGGAUCAGCAGGGAAGGAGGGGAACGCGCGCGGUGGCGGCGCGGCGGCGACGCGGUGGCGGGCUUCGCGCGACUCGUAUCUACAGUGUAAUUGCGCGGCGUCGGCGCGGCGACGGCGCGGUGACGGCAUCGUGUGCAGGAACGCUUACACUGUGGCCGUUGCCGCUCCAUAGAUAUGGGCCCUUAGCAACAGGAGCAGAAUAAUACGUCUUUUGCGGCCCAUGUCAUGGCCAUGAUAAAAACUGUAUUGGAAACGAUGGUCGCUGCUGCGUGCCCGCGUGGUCAACCGUAACCGGAGGGUAAAUAGGGAAAUGGACGCUGCUGUCGCUUUUGAUAAUGCUAUAGGGAUACAGCAGGCUCUGAGUGUUAUCGGCGCUCUUAUGCUUACCGCCUAUCUCUUCCCCAAGCAGGCCACCGUCGAAGAUUUCGAGGAAUACGACUUCAUAAUAGUCGGUGGAGGAUCGGCAGGGAGCGUGAUCGCCGAUAGACUGUCUGAGUGUCCUCAGUACAAGGUGCUGGUGAUAGAGGCAGGUGAUAAUCCACCUUUUGAAUCGCUGGUACCAGCGCUGUUUCCAUAUCUUUCUUAUUCGCAGUAUGAUUGGAAUAUAUCCUCAGUUAUUGAAUCGAAUGCUGGAAAUGGUCGAAAAUCUAAAGAAUUUAAUAUAGGUUGUGGACGUGUGUUGGGUGGAGGCAGCAGUAUUAACAAUAUGUACUACGUUCGUGGUUGUUCUGGAGAUUACAAUCGCUGGUCUUUACUGAGCAACGAUAUUAGUUGGGCUUACGAUAAUGUUCUGCCAUACUUUAUAAAAAGUGAACGACUUGUGAACAAGGAAAUUUUAAAUUCUCGGUACAGAUUGUACCAUGGCACGAAAGGUUUCUUAGGUAUAACCAGGGAAAGCAGACCAGUAACGAAUAAAUAUUUACAAGCAUUCGAAGAAUUGGGUAAUGAGAUACUUUUAGACGUUAAUGGGAAACAGAGUGUGGGAUACACCCUUCAGCUGUUUACAAUAGCUGAAGGAAUAAGACAGACAACUGCAUAUACUAAUCUGGGAGCAAAUAAACAUAGAAAGAAUCUUCAUGUGUUAAAGCAAACUACAGUUACAAAAAUUUUAUUCGAUGAAAACAAUAACGCUAUUGGCGUAAAAGCUAUUACAAAUAAUAAUAAAACGAUAACGCUUAGAGCAAAACGUGAAGUCAUUAUAUCAUCUGGUGCUAUUAAUACUCCUAAAUUACUCAUGUUGUCUGGCAUUGGUCCAAAAGAACACCUAAAAUCGCAUAAUAUAAAUGUAAGGAGUAAUUUACCUGUUGGUCUCAACUAUCAAGACCAUUCGUUACUAUUGUUAUCUUUCAAAAUGGAAAAAAGCGAAUUCCCUACCAAACCACCUAAUCCAAAACAAUUGCAAUUUCCAAUUGUAGCUGGUUAUGUAAAACUUAAUAAAACGAAUACAUGCGCCGAUUAUCAGGCCCUUAAUAUGAUAGUACCAAAUGACUCCGAAGGCCCCCUUCAAUCUUGUACCUUUAAUUUUAGAUAUAAAGAUUAUUUAUGUCAAAAUUUGUACGAAGCAGGUAAAGAUAGAAACACAAUGUUAACCGUAUUAAUUUUAUUACAUCCUAAAUCAAGAGGGCGCAUAACGUUAAGUUCGUCAAAUCCAGUGGAUCCACCAAAUGUUUUAACUGGUAUAUUUUCUGAUAUAAGAGACUUAGAAGACUACACCAGCUACGUUGAAGAUUUUAUUAAAGUUGUUAACACAACUUAUUUCAGGAGUGUCCAAUCUGAAAUAGUAGAUUUAAAGCUACGUGAAUGCGUUGAUUUGACGUUCGGUAGUAGAGAAUAUUGGAGGUGUUAUGUAAAAACAAUGGCAACGACAUCGCUACACUUUAUUGGCACCGCUUCUUUGGGGUCCGUGGUCGAUAGCAAGCUUCGUGUUUUGAAUGUAAAUCGAUUGCGAGUGGCCGAUGCAAGUGUUAUGCCAUCACAUAUUAGCGGUAAUCCAAACGCGCCAGUGAUAAUGGUCGCUGAAAAAUUGGCCGAUUUUCUAAAACAAGAACAUGGCUGUCAUGGUCAGUGUUCUUAGUUCUAACAUUUUAUUACGUUGUUUUUGUAAUAGAACUUAGAAUAUAUAUAUUUUAAUUAAUUUUGUCUGUCUGUUAGUGUUCGGUACAAAUUUUACUAUCGGUGUUUUUGUGACUUUGAGGUGUCGUUAAUCCUACAUACAUAAUUUAGUAGUUUAUCUAUUCAAAUAAAAGGCCAUAACAUU
Nymphalis io (European peacock) is the source of this 2568-nucleotide messenger RNA. RefSeq names its product ecdysone oxidase-like. The transcript has 6 exons. The coding region runs from base 622 to 2385 and encodes 587 amino acids. The record is from RefSeq and is a predicted model, not a curated record. Gene Ontology annotation, molecular function: flavin adenine dinucleotide binding; ecdysone oxidase activity. Lineage: Eukaryota; Metazoa; Arthropoda; Insecta; Lepidoptera; Nymphalidae.